Messenger RNA from Rattus norvegicus (Norway rat), 2341 nucleotides. The record is from RefSeq and is a predicted model, not a curated record. NCBI's taxonomy places the organism in Eukaryota, Metazoa, Chordata, Mammalia, Rodentia, Muridae.
GUCGCCUAGUAACUCGCGCCACGAGAAGCACGUAAGGUUGGCUUUACUGUACGCCUGCGCUCUGACGAGCUCUGCGCAGGCGCACUUCCAACGUUUGAGAGGAGGGCGGAGUGUCGUUCCCUUUCGCUGAUGCAAGAGCCUAGCGCGGUGCUGUGAGAGGUAUCGGUAGGAGCUACGCUGACUCCGGGGUGUGAAGCCGACCGGUCUGACUUUUCAUCACUGCCGAACCCACUCGAACCACAGCCAUGUCCGGGGACGAGAUGAUUUUUGAUCCUACUAUGAGCAAAAAGAAAAAGAAGAAGAAGAAGCCUUUUAUGUUAGAUGAAGAAGGUGAUGCCCAGACAGAAGAAACCCAGCCCUCAGAGACAAAAGAAGUGGAGCCAGAACCAGCUGAAGAGAAAGAUGUGGAAGCCGAUGAAGAGGACAGUAGGAAAAAAGAUGCUUCUGAUGACUUAGAUGACUUGAACUUCUUUAAUCAAAAGAAAAAGAAGAAAAAGACAAAAAAGAUAUUUGAUAUUGAUGAAGCUGAAGAAGCUAUAAAGGAUGUUAAGAUUGAAAGUGAUGCUCAAGAGCCGGCCGAGCCGGAGGACGACCUUGACAUUAUGCUUGGCAAUAAGAAGAAGAAAAAGAAGAAUGUGAAAUUCCCAGAUGAAGACGAAAUACUAGAAAAAGAUGAAGCUUUAGAAGAUGAAGACAGCAAAAAAGAUGAUGGCAUUUCAUUCAGUAACCAAACUGGGCCUGCUUGGGCAGGCUCAGAAAGAGACUACACAUAUGAGGAGUUGCUGAACCGAGUGUUCAACAUCAUGAGAGAAAAGAAUCCAGAUAUGGUUGCUGGCGAGAAGAGGAAAUUUGUUAUGAAACCUCCACAGGUCGUCCGAGUAGGAACUAAGAAAACUUCUUUUGUCAAUUUUACAGAUAUCUGUAAACUAUUACAUCGUCAACCCAAACAUCUCCUUGCAUUUUUAUUGGCAGAAUUGGGUACAAGCUUUCUUUUUUUUUUUUUGGUUCUUUUUUUCGGAGCUGGGGACCGAACCCAGGGCCUUGCGCUUCCUAGGUAAGCGCUCUACCACUGAGCUAAAUCCCCAGCCCCGGUUAACAGCUUUCUUGACAUACAGCUCACAAUUUUAGUAUGACUAUAUCAGAUAUUACUGAAUCAAACUGUAGUAUUUUGAUUUUUUUAAAUUUAUUUUGUGAUAGGGUCUUACUAUGUUGCACCGGCUGGUCCCGAACUAGGUGCUCAUAUUGAUCUCUUGGCCUAAGUUACCUGAUAUCUGGGAUUACUGGUUCAUACCACAGUAUGUGGCUUAGAUUAUUUAUAUAUUGAUGUUUUCAGAGACGGUCUCAAUGUGUGCCCCAGGCUUGCCUUGAACCCAUGGUGGCCCUCCCGUUUCUGCCUCUCACAUGUUGGGUGUACCACCAUGCUUGAUUUCAGAAUUUAAAAACACCGUAGAGCCCUUUUCUGUUUAUACCUCCCUCAGAUUUGCAGUUAUGCAUCAGUAAAAGUUUUUUUUUUCUUUGUUGGUUGAAUAAGCAAUCAAACACAAUUAAGGAAUCUGUUUUGGACAUAUAAAGUCAGCUAUAAAUCAGUCCAGUUGUUUCUAGAGAUAGCUGAAGUUGAAUUAAACGUUAAGAAAUAUGAGUAAGUCAUUAAAUUAAGAAGAACUUUGAAGAUCCCAGCAGUAGUGGUGCAUACCUUUAGCCUGAACUCGGGAGGUAGAGGUAGGUGGAUCUUGAGUUUGAGGCCAGCCUUGUCUACAGAGAGAGUUCCUGGACAGCCAGACUACAUAAAGAAGCCCUCUCUCAAAAAGAAAAAGAAAAAAAAUAACUUGAGAGCUGGAGAGAGAGGAGUCUGCAGUGUAGAGCAGAAACUGCUCUUAUAAAGGACCUGAGUUAGGUUUCUGACACUUGUGUUGAGUGGCUUACAACCACCUGUAAUUCCAGUCCCAGGCAAUCUAACACCUCUGGCUUGUAUAGGAACCAGCACUCAUAUGCAGGUACCCCUAAACAAACACAUACAUCAUAUAUACAUACAUACAUACAAACAUAAUUAAGAAUAAAUGUUUGCAGAAGGUAAACUUUCUAAAAAAAUUUUUGAGGCUAAGUAUAGUGGUGUAUAUACCUGAAAUGUUAGCACCUGAAAGGCUGAGACAGGAGGACACAUAAGUUCCUGUCUAUAAAAAAGAAAGAAAACAUCAACUCUAGAAAUUAUCUUAUGCUACUGAAUGUAUUUUUCUCAAGCAUGAAGGUGCUCGCUCAAGAAAGCAACAAAAAUAAUGGGGGUGUUUUGUUUUCUUUCAUAGUGGUUCUAUAGAUGGUAAUAACCAACUUGUAAUCAAAGGAA